UUGUUAUCGGCAAGAUUGCCAUGCUAUUUAUCUCAUAUGGUGUCAGAAGAUAUAACUCUUGCAUGUGCACAGACAAAUGUUUUGUUGUGCUGUGUCCAUGUUUUAUGUGGCUGCAUUUCUGAAAGUGAAUCUAGGAUGUUGCCAUGUAGAAAAUAAUCCAAUCAGAGUGUGGGAAACUGUAAUCCUGUCUAAUCCCACCACAUCCAUGAAGAACGGAGAUCAUUCUGGCAGUAAGAGUGUCACUGACACAAAGGUCCUCUCCUCUAAAACCUCAGACUUGCACAAUAUUUCUCCUGAUUGUAAAUGUCUUGAAUGACAAUGUGGAUGUAGCAGGUGUGGAUCUCUGAGCUAGAGCAAAGUAAAACCUUGUUUUACACACUUAAGACACAUACCGAUCUCACUCACAUGCCCCUCACCACAGGUCACCAGCUACUUAUAAGGCAAAGCUGUUGAGGACACUCACAGGAUGUCCUUGGGGGCAAAAUGCUUGAGCCUGCUAUUGUUCACAAAUAUGCUCUUUUUUGUAUCAGUUUUGUAUUUUUUAACUGUCCAUAUUCAAGUUUUUUAGCCCAUUGAAACCACACACACAAGAGUUGAACAACUGUUGGAAGAAUUAUUUUUAAACUUUGUAGUCCCCUGGGCCUUGUACCUCUGUUUUUAAGGGUCUAUUUGUGUGGAUGGUUGCCAGGCACUACAGUUACUAUGUAUUCGAUCACAGCAUGAAAAAGUGUUUCCCAAAAGUUCGCGCUAAGGGGUUUCGGCAGGUGUAUGCUAUGUUCUUACAAAUUUGUUAGACAUUUGAUUGUCUGAAGUAUAGGUAAGUGUUGCACUGCAAAAGUGUCUCAUAAAUUUCAUUUUAUAUUUAAAAGAUAUUUAGAAGAAUAUGUCAGCUUAUUUAACUAUAAAUUCUCCUCCCUGGCUGCCCAGUAGGUGGCGAUUUGCAUGAAGAUUGCAAAUCAGCAAAAACAAAAGAAAAACAAUGUGAAAGUGGACAUUGAUAUUAAAAAAAGGACUUAAAUAUUGAUCUGUUUUUCACCCACACUUAUCAUAUCGCUACAGAAGACAUGGAUUAAACCACUAGAGUCGUAUGGAUUACAUCCUGUCAACACUCGACACGAAUGUUCUAAACCUUUUAAUUUGUGUAGUCGCAUCAGCGCAAAAUGAAACGGGACACCCAUUUAUUGUCGGUGUGAUGAACAUGCCACAACGGACGCUUCCAGUGUAGACAGCAUCAUUGAUUAUAAUGGGUUAAAUGGCUUUUGACGCACCAUGCCGCUCGCGUCUGGGGUAGACUGGGUGUUACUUUUAUGCUGCAUUUGGAGCUUAAAAAUUUUGGUACCCAGUUAUUUGCAUUUUGUGGACCUACAGAGCUGAAAUAUUCUUCUAAAAAUCUUCGUUUGUGUUCAGCAGAAGAAAGAAAGUCAUACACAUCUUGGAUGGCAUGAGGCUGCCACCUGGCUGUCUCUACGACAACUGACCAGACCAGCUUCAACAACUGCACCUGAGAGAAAGGGAAGACAUCACAGACUCUCUCAAAUAAAGAUGGGCUACGAUGUGGAACGCUUUGUGGGUUAUGUGAAUGAGGGUCUGCUGUGCUGUGUUUGUCGGGAUGUGUUGGAGGAUCCUUUGCAGGCUCCAUGUGAACAUGCCUUCUGCAGCUCCUGCAUUCAUGGAUGGCUCAUCCACCAUAACAAUUGUCCAGAGGACCGCUUACCUUUAAACAUCACACAUAUACGCCCAUUAUUCAGAUACAUGAGGAACGAUUUAGCAAGGCUGCAGGUGAGGUGCUUGUUUCGGCCACAAGGUUGUGAAGUCAUUUGCACCCUAGAGUCUAUUCAUAGGCAUGAGCAACAGUGCGACUAUGCUCUACUGAAUUGCAGUAAUGCAGGCUGCCCAGUUCAGGUGUUGCGACGUUCUCUGGAAGCUCACUUGUGUGUCUGUGAGUACAGCAGUAGAGUUUGUGCAAGUGGCUGCGGAUACACAGUACUAAACACAGAAGAAGCCCAGCACAACUGUGUAUCUGAGCUCCGAGCCGAGCUGGACAUGCUCAGGGCAGAGUUAGACUGUAAGGUUGAAGAGGCGAGGCAUGAAAUGGAAUCUCGCUUGGAUUCCCAAAGACGACACAUGGUACAGAAAGAGAGUUUGCUGAGGAGUGAGGUGGAUGAACUUAAGGGACAGCUUUCCCGUGUGAUAUCAGAAGUCCGCGUUCUACUGGGCGCAGAAAGAGCACGCAGACAAGAGCUGGAAAGGGCGGAGCUUGAGAAGGCAGAGCUUCUUGAACUGUUAAAGAAGGAUGGACUUAGACCAGCCACUCCCUCUGAACCAGCAACACCUCCUGUUGAGGGGCCAAGAAAGUCAAGCCCCCGAAACCUGGCUUUGGACUGCAUCAAGAGGAAGAAUAGAGAGGUGACCGUUAUUUGAGGACACUGCUUUUAAUGAGACUCAGGGAGAACAAUAAGGACGAAUGAGCUUUAUGUAGGUUAACACUAAUAAAAAACACUACCUAUAAUAUACUUAUUCACAACUCCUCACUCUUAAAAGUGCAAUCUCUAAUUUUUGCCCAUUGUACAAAGGUGCCACGGUUUGGCAGAGUAGCCUACCAGGAACAACGGAUGGCACCUUUCUCCCAUCGUGCCAAAGCCCACUCACUCUAUCUCUGUAACCCCCCCCCCAUUUUGGGACACUUUCGUUUAUGGAAUUAAUUAAUCAUGGCAGACUGUGAAUAAUGCAUUUUUAUAAUGGUAUCUGCAACUCAAAACUUUAACAUGAUGCUGCAUCCAUGCUGCUAAGUGUCAGUAUAAUUCCAAGAUGACUUUUAAAAUGACCAACACAACAUAAAAGAUUACUGAGUGCACCUUUAAGAAGCCCAUAAUU
Myxocyprinus asiaticus (Chinese sucker) is the source of this 2874-nucleotide messenger RNA. Its product is annotated as RING finger protein 151-like. NCBI's taxonomy places the organism in Eukaryota, Metazoa, Chordata, Actinopteri, Cypriniformes, Catostomidae. The transcript is spliced from 7 exons. Gene Ontology annotation, molecular function: zinc ion binding. The record is from RefSeq and is a predicted model, not a curated record. The coding region runs from base 1543 to 2421 and encodes 292 amino acids.